Strongylocentrotus purpuratus (purple sea urchin) is the source of this 1941-nucleotide messenger RNA. Its product is annotated as deleted in malignant brain tumors 1 protein-like. The record is from RefSeq and is a predicted model, not a curated record. The coding region runs from base 1 to 1941 and encodes 646 amino acids. NCBI's taxonomy places the organism in Eukaryota, Metazoa, Echinodermata, Echinoidea, Camarodonta, Strongylocentrotidae. The transcript is spliced from 6 exons. Gene Ontology annotation, cellular component: membrane.
AUGAUUAUUGAAGGUGAAUUAGGAGGACUCAGUGUGAUCGCAAAGACUUUCGAGAAAUCUACCGAAGGCACUCUCCGAUACCGUGUCCGUCUGCGAAGAUUACAACCAUUUCCCAGUGCCUUUGGUCUGGAUGUUCGUCUAAUUGGAGGACCUGACAGCUACAGUGGUCGAGUAGAGGUUCGUCAUGAUGGUGUCUGGGGUACUGUCUGUGAUGACGGGUGGGAUAUUCAAGAUGCAACAGUCGUCUGUAGAAUGCUUGGCUUUGAGUACGCAUCGAUGUCCACUGGUUAUGCAUCAUAUGGCGAAGGCUCAGACAGCAUCUUCCUGGAUAAUGUCCACUGCAGUGGAUUGGAGACCGAUCUAGGAGAGUGCAAUCCAGAUCUGCAAGUUCGUCUAGUUAGUGGACAAACCGCCUUGGAAGGUCUCGUUGAGGUGUUCUUUAACGGUUCUUGGGGAACGGUUUGCGACGAUCUUUGGGACUUGAACGACGCCAGAAUAGUAUGCAGAAUGCUUGGCUUUCAGACCACAUUGAGAGCAGUCACGAACGCUGAAUACGGUGAAGGUUCUGGAAGCAUCAUUCUUGAUAAUGUCAGAUGCCUUGGGACAGAAAGCAACCUUGCUGAAUGCUCCCACAAUGGAUAUGGGAUUAAUGAUUGUGGACAUAGUGAAGACGCUGGUGCUGUCUGCGCUCAUGAGAAUCCUCCUCUUGAAGUUCGCCUCGCAGAUGGCCCAAACUCCAGAGAAGGCAGAGUUGAGGUGCUAUACGAAGGCUCCUGGGGUACAAUCUGUGAUGACUACUGGGAUUCGAAGGAUGCCAAGGUUGUUUGUAGAAUGCUUGGUUUUAACGGGGCAUUGAGUGUACCACGUCGAAGCGCCGCCUACGGCCAAGGUUCUGGCCCCAUUCUCCUUGAUAACGUCGCAUGUUUCGGAACAGAAAACAGCUUGGCAGAAUGCUCUCAUAGAGGCUUUGGAGUUCACGACUGUGGCCAUGCAGAAGAUGCUGCUGUGCUCUGCUCUAUCGAAGGCACCACAAGUGAGCUUUUUGAAGUUCGUCUUGUCGAUGGAAGAAGCAAGAAUGAAGGAAGGGUUGAGAUGUUCUACAACACAUCCUGGGUGAUAUUGUGUGGUGCUGGAUGGGGCCGGAGAGAAGCCGACGUGGUCUGUAGAAUGCUGGGGUUCACGGAUGCUUCAGAUGUGCUACAUAAUGCAGCAUUCGGUGAAGGAAUCGGAAUGGUCUCCCUGGAAGGUAUCUCCUGUCUUGGAUCAGAGAACAGCCUGCUUGCCUGUACCUUCACAUCUUUAGAACCGAACAGCUGUCCAAGCAGUCAGGACGUCGGAGUCAUGUGCAAAGGUACAGGAGCUCUGAUAUCGAAUGCCAAAUUUGACCCAACAACCACAUUGGGACAUCCAGAACAUGGCUCUCAGUGUCCGACUGUUAAUUCAGUGUCUUCCGCUGAAAACAGUCGAACACUCUCACCUGUCUCAAUAGUACUUGGAGCAAUCUUGGCGGCGUCGUAUGCACUGUUCCUGCUGUUAGGCCUCUAUGGGUCCCAUCGACUUAGAAAGCUGGAAAGGAUGACGGUUAAUGACUCGAGUGAACAGCCUACUUCAAAGGGAACAGGUUCUCCUGAAGCAGCAUCAGCGCACCUGAAUCUCACCUCACCUUCUAGGAAGUCCACAGAGACCCUUGGAAAGAAAGCUCCUCGUGAACUGAUAUACAUGAACUUGGAGGUACCAGAGAACACCAUUGGAGGAGACCAGGUUUACACAGAUCUGUCGUUUAAAAAGGGCAGUGAACAGGAAGGUCCCAGUCGCGAGUAUAAAGCUCCCAUGAAGCCGCCAGUUGGUCGCAAGCCUAAAUCUGGGAGGCUUGGAUCUCUAGAUAGACCUGACCCCUCACCCUUGACCCAACAUGACCCCAUAUAUAAUGAAUGUUAUUGA